AAAAAAAUUCGAAUUUUUGCACAUUUUUAGACCAAAAAAAACCGGAAUGAACUCACGAAAUUACGAGAAUCAACAGCAGCAGCAGGGAGGCCACGUACCGCCUGUGGCAAGUAAUACGGUCACAAUUGGAACAUCUGCCAAUUCACAGGUCCGAAUUGGCCCGUCAACCCAAAUCCGUUCACUUUCAAACGUUGCACUACGUCAUCAUCAACCAGUUCCAAUUCGAAAAAUUGUGCACCAUGACACUGGUGGAGGACCCCAAUUUCAGCCGCCAAAAGAUGAACCAAUCGAUAAUUCUAUGCUUGAUUAUCAAGCUUCUACGUCAUCAGGACCACUAAUUGCCACGUCUUCACAGAAUUCCAAUUCAUUUCAACAAUAUCAACGGGGGGGUCCCGGCGGCUCCUCGGCAAUGAGCUCCGGAGCUCUUGUGAUGAAUUCGAGCAAUAAUGGAGCUGCUAAUAAUAAUAUGAUGGCAAUGGAUCAACCGGCGCCGGUCAACUUGGCGGCAAAGGUGGCCGAAGUUUUCCUGACCGCCGGCCACGCUUUUCAAAAAUUGGGUGAUCUGACACUACAAUUACAUACGACAACUGAUGCAGACGAAAGUAAAUGGUCAGAGAAAGAAGUUGAUAAUUUGAAGAAUGCGCUGACACGUUUUGCACAUGAAUUGGAUCAAAUUAGCACGUGUGUUGCUAAUAGGACUACAAAACACAUAAAAAACGACAUUAAACGACGUCACAUGAUGACGUCAUCAGAAGAUCCAUCAUCCAUCUCAGGAGGACCAUCUGCAGGUGGUUCACAUCAUCCAAAACGAAUGGCAAUGAGCUCUAGCGGCGGUGGAGCUGGAGCUUCAGGACCAUCUUCAAGUGCUCCGGGACCAUCAUCAUCAUAUUCUACUGGUGCUGGUGGAGGAGCUCUAUUGUCUACCGGCCACGCUGUCCCUAUAAUGGGAGCCGGUGGAACGGGGGGACACAAACGAAUUAUGCAACCGAUUGGGAAAAUGGUCGCGACGAGGGCAGUAAUCCCGACUCGAUAUACGGUAGCUCCAAGCUCCUCAACAUCUACAGUAAUCCUGAAUAGUCACUCAUCACCCGGCGGCGGUGGAAUGCCUCAUCUUCAAUCACAAAAUCUAUCGGCUUCAUCUGCACCGCCCCCGCUUCCACGUGGUGUCGUACCAACAACUACAGUAACCCGGGUGGUCGCACCACACACUUUACUUCAUCAGGGACCACCCAUAAAGGAUUUGCCGCCAGCGUCAAGCCUAAUUCCAACAAGUUGGCGGAAGAAAUCGCCGGAAACUGAAUUUGUGAAAAAUUGAAUUUUCUAUUCAAAUUUUCGUUGUUGUUAGCUAAAAAAUGAAUUUUUUACCGAAAAAAUCGAUAAUUCUCCAAAAAAUUAUCGAUUUUCAUUGAUUUUUCUGUUGAAAUUAUCGAUUUUUUGCAUUUUUGUUGUUUUUUCUUCGAAUUUUCAAUAAAAAUGUUAAUUGU
This is a messenger RNA of Caenorhabditis elegans, 1484 nucleotides long. RefSeq names its product SANT domain-containing protein (gene Y43F8C.6). Lineage: Eukaryota; Metazoa; Nematoda; Chromadorea; Rhabditida; Rhabditidae. The transcript has 6 exons. Bases 47 to 1315 code for a protein of 422 amino acids. The record is from RefSeq and is marked reviewed.